GACUUGUGCCCUGCAUCCAGGCUAGGCAGACAGCUGUCAUACGCAGAGGAAAAGGGGUUUGGGUUCAAGACCAGCAGCCAGCCAGCUAUGGAUUUGCGCGCGCUGCAGCAACGUAGCGUAUGCAGCAGUUUGUGCAGCUAGCACAGCAGGUUCCUGGGAGUGCGGCAAGUUCCAAACGGGAUGGCCAAGGGCCCCAUGCGCAGCAGGGCUAAGUCCUUAGAGCUCAGGAGAACGCGCUUCACUCACAAACUAUUCGAGUACGCACUUACCACUUUGUUACUCCCUGAACUCAAACACACAGAGCACCUGCUCCUGCUGGGGGCCCCAGUAGCAACUUGUUUCGCGAGCGCAACUGCGUCGCGGAACGCUUCGUUCUUCCCGCAACCAAGCCUUUUCAUUCACCAUGGCUGCUGUUAUGCAGCCCAAGGCUGCUGGGCGUGUCGCAAGAAAGCUCGGGUUUGACGACUGCAGAGUCGGCAACGUGCUCGAGGAUGGACAUGGGAAUGCACGGCCUUUCUCCACGCCCGUAGGGGCGGUGGCGGUUCCUGUGCCGCCACUGGCACCUAAGCUGUAUCCCUUCAGCACGCAGCCACUUGGGCCGAGCAGCCCCACACGCCACAACUUCGCGCACCCUUGGCCCGAGGCCGUCACACCUCAGACCGUCGACUGCACGGCGGCUAGCGCGGCAGCUCAGUUUCCACGGAAGUACUUCUCGCGGAAGUGGAACCCGCACACCGGUGUGGUGCACCUGCACCCCCGGCAGCCCGAGCGCAGUCGCAAGCUGCAAGGCGCCUUCGACGCAGCAGCCGCCACCAACGCCGCACCGGGCCAGCACCACCGGUCGGCAGGCGUGGCCGUACGCAUGGCUUACCAGCCGUGGCGCGCCGGCUGCUGGGAUGUGCUGCAGGAGUCCUUGAGCUCGACAGCGGGCGGCAGCGGCAGCAGUAGCAGCGGCGGCGGCGGCAGCGGCGGCGGCAGCAGCUGCAGCUAUGCAGUUCGGCGGGCGCUGCGCCGGGUGUGGUGGGAGGAGGGCCCUUGCCAGUUGUUUGGGACGCUGCUGCUUCACCAGCAGCAGCCGUGGACUCAGGAGGGGCACCAGCUGCAGCUGCUGGUGCAGCAAUGCGCAUGGGAGCAGUCGAUCGAAGCGCUAGCCGAGCGAGCGGCGGCAGCGGCGCAGGACAAGGGGAUGUGGCAGCGGCGGCGGCAGCCCGUGCCCCAGCAGGCGCCGCAGCUGAGGCCGCUUUCCACGGUAUGGGAAGUGGAGGCGGAGGAGGAGGAGGAGGCGGAGGAGGUGGAGGAGGUGGAGGAGGAGGAGGAGGAGGAGGAGGUGGAGGAGGAGGAGGAGGAGGAGGAAGAGGAGGAGGUGGCGAUGGAGAAGGAGGCGCAUAAGCGGGCGGCGGAGGAGGCAAAGAAGCGGGCGGCGGAGGAGAAGCUGGCACGCAAAACGGCGUGGUGGCAGAAGCACGGGUGGCAGCUGCAGCAUGAGUUGAUAAAGCAGCAGCAGCAACAGCAGCAGCAGGGGGAGGAGGUGGAGGCAAAGGAGGUGGCGAUGGAGGAGGCGGAGGAGCAGCAGCAGGCAAGGCAUCAGGAGGAGGCGCAGAAGCGGGCGGAGGCGGAGGCGAAGCUGGCUCGCAAGGAGGCGGUGUGGCGUCAGCGCUUGUCGCAGCUGCAGGAGUUGCCUGCUGCCGCCUGCUCCUCCGCUGGCCGCACGGCCGGUCCAGUAGCAGCGAGCGCCCGCGGGGAUUGUGUGUUGAGCGUCCGUCCAGUUCAGCCCGCUCGGCUGCCCAGGACGCCGCCACACCCCACCUCCCUGAUUGCACUGGUGCUCGCUCGGCGGCAAGCGUGUGCGCGGCAGUAGCAUACAGGCUGCUGGUGGCUGCUUGCUUGUAGUGGCAUGUGAGCCUUUGUGAGUCAGCACGUGAUCGAUGGUACUGCUGCCCGUAUUUGCAUAGAAUGUCUGACACACGGAUGCAUUGCCAAUUUGA
Messenger RNA from Chlamydomonas reinhardtii, 1985 nucleotides. RefSeq lists its product as uncharacterized. NCBI's taxonomy places the organism in Eukaryota, Viridiplantae, Chlorophyta, Chlorophyceae, Chlamydomonadales, Chlamydomonadaceae. The record is from RefSeq and is a predicted model, not a curated record. The coding region runs from base 404 to 1858 and encodes 484 amino acids. The transcript has 4 exons.